GCUGGCGGCCCCUCGCGGCGGGCGGCAGGGCAUGUCCGCGGCGCAGGUGUCCGCGGCGCCCGUCGGCGGUGCUGAGGAAGGGGGCCCGGCGGUCGGCCGGCCCCGGGAGUCGGGGCAGCUCCAGCGACCGGAGCCCAGCGCGCCUCAAGGGGAGGAGGCCGCCGAGGAGGGCGGCCGCAGGCAGCCGGCGGUGGAAGCCCCGCCGCCUAAGGAGAACCCGUGGACGAGGCGCAGAGACGCGGGGAACAGCCCCUCACCGCUCGUGGCAGACGGACAGCUCGUCCCACAGGACCCAGAACUGCAUAAUUCCACUAAAGUUACAAAAGCAGUGAAAUCCAGGACAAGGAAAUGCAGCAAGGCUGAGGUAUAUCAUGAUGAUAUCACAAACUGGCCAACACCAAGUGAAAUAGCAAACAAUGAUUGCAAGACUGUAAGUCACGGUAAGAAGCCAACAAAUAGAAGAGAAAAGGAGGAGAAAUCUGAUCAAAGAAGUGAUAAUGGAGUCAAGGACAAGCAGGAGGCAAAGCCAAAUGGUCCAGGAGAUAAAACUAGCAAAGAUGAAGCUCAGACUAAUAACCAAAGGAAAAAAGGUAACAAGCAGAAAUGGGUGCCACUUCACUUGGACAAUGUAAGGUCAGCAAGUCAAGAAAGACCAGGCUCUCGAACGAACUCGGGAUUCCUGCUGGUAACAAACAAGUCAAUACCAACUCAUGACAACUGGAGGACUGAGACAAGAAAUUGGCGCCGUGAUAGAGAAAAAAAAGAUGAUCAUGAUGAAGUAUGCAGUGUGAGAAGUGAAGGUGGCAAUGUUCGAGGCUUCUCCAGAGGCAGAGGAAGAGGCAGAGGCAGGGGAAGAGGACGAGGCAGAGGAAACCCCAGAAGUACGCAAAGAAUGAACUUUGAAUAUUCAGUUGGUUAUCAAGAACUGUAUGAUGAAGGGACUGACCAAAUAUUUCAACCUGAUUUUAAUGCUACUGUGAUGUAUUACUAUGGUGAAGGAGCAGGAAUGCAGAUGUAUUCUGUGGAUGAAACACUUCUCAAAGAAUAUAUAAAGCAUCAAAUUGAGUAUUAUUUCAGUGCAGAAAAUUUGGAAAGAGACUUCUUUCUGAGGAGAAAGAUGGACCAACAAGGAUUUCUACCUGUUUCAUUGAUUGCUAGCUUCCGGCGGAUGCAAGCUCUGACUACAAAUGCUGCACUCAUUUUAGAGGCCAUAAAGGACAGUACAGAAGUUGAAACUGUGGAUCAGAGGCUAAGAAAAAGGGUUGAUCCAGAAAAGUGGCCAAUUCCAGGUCCUCCUCCAUGCAGUCUGCCACCAACUGACUUUUCUCAGCUCAUCAAUUGUCCAGAAUUUGUACCAGGCCAAAAUUUUGGCUCACAUACUGGGUCUGCACCAAAUUCUCCAAGAAUGGGAAGCCUACUGAGUCCAAAGGAAAACACUGAAAUUAGUAAUUUUCAGACAAUGUCUAAAGGAUUGUCUACAAGUUUGCCUGAUUUGGACUCUGAACCUUGGAUAGAAGUGAAGAAGAGGCAUCGUGCAUCCACCGUCAAACUAAAGGAAAAUAUUCCUAUGCCUGAUCAAACAUCAGAUCAACAGCAGCCACCCCUACCUUCAGAGGAACAAGAACAAGAAGAACUUGAUUUUUUGUUUGAUGAAGAGAUGGAACAAAUUCAACAUCAGAAGAAUAAAAUUACUGAUUGGUCAGACAGCGAUUCCGAUUAUGAAAUUGAUGAUCAGGACGUCAACAAGAUUUUGAUUGUAACACAGACACCACCAUAUAUGAGAAAACAUCCUGGAGAUCAUACUGGCAACUAUGUAUGCCAUGCAAAAAUUACAUCAGGACUUGCUAAAGUUAUUAAUGAUGGCUUAUACUACUAUGAGCAGGAUUUGUGGAUGGGACAGAGUGAAAAUGACACCAUGAUGAAGCAAGAGAUUGAGAACUUUAAGAAGUUAAAUCUCAUUAGUAAAGAAGAAUGUGAUAGUCUUGCACCAGAACCAAUUGCUGAUCCAACCCAGGAAGUUCCUCCAGAGUUACAGAAAGGUUUAGCAGAGGAGCUGACUUGUAAUUCGUUAAGUUUUGAAGUAUCUCCAAAAGCAGCAGUAGCUCAGUCACUGCCAACCGCAGUUCCAGAUUCUUCCCGUGUUCACCCUGGCUUCACCCCACGAACACCUCGCACCCCGAGGCUGCAGGAUCCCAACAAAACACCUAGGUUCUACCCUGUUGUUAAAGAAGCAAGAUCCAUUGAUGUAAAGACUCCAAGAAAAAGAAAAACACGGCACAGUACAAAUCCUCCCUUAGAAUCCCAUGUUGGCUGGGUGAUGGACUCCAGAGACCACCGGCCAAGAACUUCCUCUGUGGGGAGUUCCAAUACUUCACCUUCAGAAGGAACUCCACUAGCAGGGAGUUAUGGGUGUACCCCAAAUUCUCUUCCAAAAUUUCAACAUCCUUCUCAUGAACUGUUAAAAGAAAAUGGCUUUACUCAACAGGUGUACCACAAAUACCGUCGAAGGUGUCUAAUGGAGAGGAAACGGUUGGGAAUUGGCCAGUCCCAGGAAAUGAACACACUUUUUCGUUUCUGGUCCUUUUUUCUGAGAGAUCACUUUAACAAGAAAAUGUAUGAAGAAUUCAGGCAGCUUGCUCUGGAUGAUGCAGAAGAACACUACAGGUAUGGAUUGGAAUGCUUGUUUAGAUUUUACAGCUAUGGCCUAGAGAAGAAAUUCAGGCAGGAAAUAUUCCGGGAUUUCCAAGAAGAAACAAAGAAAGACUAUGAAGCUGGUCAACUGUAUGGACUGGAAAAAUUUUGGGCUUAUCUAAAAUACUCUCAGCACAAGACUCCAGCUGUUGACCCCAAACUGAGAGAAUACCUUAGUAAAUUUAAGAGGCUGGAGGACUUCCGAGUGGAUCCUCCUAUUAGUGAAGAAUCUGGCCGAAAGAGACCAGUUGCUGCAACAGAUGAGGAUUCAGGUCAUCGCAGACAUCAGUCUAAUUCUUCUAGGCCACUUCUGGCCACUAAACCGACAACUGCUUGUCAGACCCAGGCACCAGGAAACAUUACAGGUGGGAAUACUGUGCCAGCAUCCAUAGGCCGUAACAGUGCUGCCAUGAAAUCUAUAGAAAGUGAUGUACCGGAAAAAUAGACUGAAGACAAACUUGAACCCUUGAGAAUCUACUUUUACAUCAUUCUCUCAAUUUUGAGAUCUUCAAGGCGAGCCAAUCUAAUAACUGAUUAAAAAUGUUAUGGGAAGACAGAGGAUUGGAUUCAUUUUUUCACAGGAUUUAGUUCUAAAACAUUUACCCUAGGAGAGUUGCUCUUGCUUUUGGGAUCAUCGGAAGGAUCCUGGGGAAGAUUCUUUAGCUUCAGUAUUGCUUUCCUCAAGCUUUUGUUUACAAAGAACUGCAUUCCUUGCAUAUGCAAAAAAUACUUUGGGGAUGCCUUACAUUUCAGCUCAUAUUUCUUAAAAAAGGUAUGAUACACCCAUGGUAUUUACUGUGCUUUCUUUACCCAGAUUUUCCCAUUAUUUGUAUUUUACCAAAGCGAAAGAUUAUGUUAUAUAUAGGAUCUUAAAUGUAAAGGAAGGAUCUACAUGAUUGGUUUGCUCUUUAACUAUUAAAAGUAUGCUUUUGUGCAAAAGUACACUUGAGACUGUGCAGUUAAGUAUGAAACUGCAUUUCUGAAUUCUGUUUGGAGACAUAGUUUCUAUUUUUUUCAGGGUCUCCACAGUAUUCUCUUGAGUAUGGAGUUUGAGUGGACAUAACUGGGAUAGUUUUGCAGGUAUUUCCUUCAGUGCUGAUUCUUAAUAAGUCAAGCAGCAGAAAAAUACAGGGAAAAAUGGAUCUGGUGAUUUUGUAGGGUCUUUAAUUAACAAACAGUAUCUACAGUUUGUGCAGGUUGUUAAAAUAGCAAAGUAUUCACAUUAUUCUCAGCUUGAAAGGUGUCUUCAUUGGAAUUCGCUGAUGGGUUUGAAGUGCUCCAGCAGGAGAGAUAUCAUUUUUAAAAGUUUCUUUUUUUUUCCAUAUUUCAAGUAAUAAAAAUGCAUUUGGAGGGAAACCA
Messenger RNA from Melopsittacus undulatus (budgerigar), 4050 nucleotides. RefSeq names its product La ribonucleoprotein 1B (gene LARP1B). Gene Ontology annotation, cellular component: cytosol; cytoplasmic stress granule. Gene Ontology annotation, molecular function: RNA cap binding. The coding region runs from base 32 to 3136 and encodes 1034 amino acids. Gene Ontology annotation, biological process: positive regulation of translation; mRNA stabilization. The record is from RefSeq and is a predicted model, not a curated record. Lineage: Eukaryota; Metazoa; Chordata; Aves; Psittaciformes; Psittaculidae. The transcript has 19 exons.